This is a messenger RNA of Prinia subflava (tawny-flanked prinia), 8705 nucleotides long. RefSeq names its product M-phase specific PLK1 interacting protein (gene MPLKIP). Gene Ontology annotation, cellular component: midbody; centrosome; nucleus. Bases 305 to 862 code for a protein of 185 amino acids. The transcript is spliced from 2 exons. NCBI's taxonomy places the organism in Eukaryota, Metazoa, Chordata, Aves, Passeriformes, Cisticolidae. The record is from RefSeq and is a predicted model, not a curated record.
UUACCAGCAUCAUCUGGGAGCCCUGCUCCAGACUGCUCCCAUUCAGUCGAAGCACGCAGAAUCCCUCGGGCUCGGCUCUCCGGGUGGCUGUGCGGGGCUGCCGAGCCCUGUCUCCGGCUCCCGGCGGGAUGGGGCGGGCGGCGCCUCGGCCUCUCUGCCACGGAACGUUUAGAGGCCGGAACCUGCCGCCCGCCUGGCGGGGAAGAGGCGGGGGAAGAGAAAGGAGAGGACGCGGCGCAGCCGCCAUCACACAGGUUCCGCUCCCGCCGCCGCCCUUCCCGUCCCGUCCCGUCCCGUCCCGGCCAUGUACCGGCCGGGAUUCCGCGCACCGACACCUCCCUACGCGGGCGGCGGCUUCCGGAGCCCUCCCUCCGGCGGAGGGCCCCUGCCGCCCUCUCCGCGGGGCUACGGGAGCCCCCACCACACGCCGCCCUACGGCCACCGGCCCGGGCCGUACGGCAGCGGCCUCUCGCCCCGGGGCCCCGGGUUCCACGGGCGCUUCGGGAGCCCCUCGCCGGGGGCGCAGACCCCGCGCAGGCCGCAGAGCGGCAGUCCCCGGUACCCGGCUCCGUACGGCGGCGCGUCCCCGGCCGGAGGGCCUCUGCACCCGCCGCCGCAGCACAAGCGCUCGCCCGGCGGCUUCCAGAGGCACUUCCAGGGAUCACCCAGGACAUCUACUCCAUUUGGUACAGCGCAUGGCAGAGAGAAAAGAGUGUCUAAUGAUGUGGAAAACUAUUACAGACCUUCAAUGCUUGAGGACCCAUGGGCUGGCCUAGAGCCAGUUUCUGUUACAGACAUAAACCAGCAAUACAGCAGUGAGCAAACAACAUGUACUGGUAAAAAAGGGAGGUAUUUCAGCUAACACUUUUGGCCAAAUAACUCCAUCUUGUCAGGAAAACUUUGGGACAGAAUCUUUACACUUACACAAGAUGAACAAUAAUCAAGACCUUAGGUAAUAUGUGUAUUUCAUCACAUGUCCACCCUUUUAUCUUCCUUUUUUUUAUUGCAUUGGAUAUUUUUAUGUAUGGGAGGCAAAAGGAGUGGUAGGAGAACUUGUAUUUCUGUGGAAGUGCCUACCAGCUCUGAAGAACAAAGUGUUCUUUAUUCACCAGCGACUGAUCUGUGACUGUUAAAACAAGUUUCCAUAUACUUACCUCUCCCAUGCCAGAUUGUUAGCCUUUUAUUGUAAAGUCUCUUAGGGAGUGGUAUUUUUUAUGUUUCAACAUUUUUAGAAUGAACUAACUUGGAAAUAAAAUCAAGUUUUGUAAAUCCUUUAUUUUAGGAGCUUUGUGAAGGUGUACAUGUUAACACAGUAGGUCACAACACUGAAAUUAGGUGACUUCUGUAAAUGUGCUUGUAUGCUGUAGUUAAUGUCUGGUUUUGUGCAUAGUAAUUUUUGUUAAUUGCAGUGUAAUGUGAAGUUGAAACAUGACUUACAGCCAUCUCAGGAAACAAAUAUAUUGGUUUUGGAAAGUUUAAUUUGUUGAACAAACUCUUGAGUCACAAACUUAAUUCUGGAAUUUGCUUUUGUGUUUAAAAAAUAUAUAUUUGGAUCAGUAUUAGAAAUUUAUGGAUUAUAGUAACAAGUCUGUUCAGUGACAAUUUAAGUCCAAAGAACACAUAAAACAUCAAGCUUAAAUAAAUGGAAAUGUUCUUUCUGGAUCCACCUGCUAGAAUAGUACAAAAUGAAUGACAGUUUUUGUUACACAGUUGACAUUAGUACAUGCAUAGCAUCUUUUUUUAAUCUGUUUUAUAUUUUUCAAUUUUUUUUUAUUUUUACUUACAGCGGACAUCAUUGCCAGGAGAAUUGUUUUGUGUGUGUAUAUGCUAUAUUUUUAUACUGAAGAGGGAAGCAAUGAGUUGGGUUUUUUUAGAGCUUGUCUUUACAUGGAAGAUCCAUGCUUAAAUCCAGGAGUGAAUAUCAUAAUCUAGAAUAUAAAAAGAAAUAGUUCCAGCUGCAGGCAUGUUCUUAACUUGCCAUGUUAAGCCUGCAGUAGUUGGAUGAAUUUUUGUUGAAUAUACCACUGUUUGUUUGUUGAUCUUGGCUUUUAAGCCAAGCUAGAGCCACUUUGUUAAAUAUAACCAUUACUUUGGUUUUCAAAACACAUGUGUUCUUUUAAGCUUCUUAUAUACCUAAAACAUAUUUUUGUAGUGCUGAAGCAUGGUUAGGUAGAAAAGCACAGGAAAUCCCAUGAAACUGCUCCUAGUAACUUGUCUUUUGCUGAGGUAGCAAUAGUCCUUUGUACUCUUUAUCAGGUUCAGCAUAAGAUGUGUUAGGUUAAUACUGCCUUCAGGAACAACUUCAAACUGUAAGGGAGGGUUAUUAUGUUGAAAUGUGCUGAGUCUCUUGUACUCUUAGGAUGACAAUCUAAAGUAUGUCACUUCUGUUUUCCCCCAGUGGACCCUGUUAUUUUAGUAUUAUAUCCAAAAAGGCUGCCUCAAGAACUGAGAACAUAAUGUCUGCUGGAUAUCAACAAUGGUUAAAUCUUCAUCCCAGAAUCAAAAAAUGGUGCCUUAAAUGGCAACUAUCAGUAUUGUUUUCUGUAACAGGUACCAGCAAAACUGAGAUGACUUGACAAGUUGUCUUGUCAUCUUUAGAAUUUAUACAUAAGUUAAUCAAUCUCAUUGUGAAAAUUGAAGUGUAAAGUUUUCUUCCCCCUUUUUUUUUAAACCUUGUCAGGUGCUGUAAAGCUCACAGAAAAGAAGUUGUACUGUGCUUAACCAAGUGUCCUGUCUUGUUGCCAUUUCGCACGUGGUCGAAAUGCAAUUAAUUUUUUACAAUAUUUGGUGAUCUUGGAGAAAAAAAUAUGAUUUUAUUUAAGAGAGUGAAGCCAUAAUAUGUUCUCAGUUAGACAUGAGAGGGGUCUGAGUUUGGAAGGGAAAAAGGAAAGGUGAGGGAUUCCUGAGAGAAAAGAGACUUUUAGAGGUGGGAUUUCAUGCGCAGUAGCCAGUAUGAGCUGUCCUUGCACUUUCCAAGGAUGGAAUUUUGCAAUUUGGCAUUCCAGUUGACCUAGGCAUCAAAGCCAGAUUCAUCUGGAACCAGGUGUCAGACAUCAGUGAAGGUAAAUGUUCCAGAAAGAGAACUGAGGAAAUAAUCUUGGAGCACUGUUGAAUCCAAGCAGACCUUCCACAAUGCCAUCAGUUAAACUGCUUCAGUGCACUUCGGAAUGUGACUCAACAAUUUUAAGUACAUCAUACUGCUAAAGGCUACAGUCAUUGGUCAAGCAUCAUUACCAAAUAUUUAAAAAUGAUUCACCUUUCUAGCUUCUGGGAGAAAUUCUGUAAUUACAGUAAAACUUAAAUAUGUCGUUGUUGAAGAGUUGUAAAAUGCAUGAAUACGUGUUCAGAACUAUAAAUAUAAUGUAUUUAAAGCCAAUUUAAGCUUUGCCUUUUUUGCCAUGAUAUGCAGGAAGCUUAAGCACAUACCUCCUCACCAGUUUUAUUUUUCUUUUUACCAUUUGGCAAACAUCUGAUGGAGAGAGGAUAUAUCACUCCCUCAUCUGCUCUGCUAAUGAAGCCAUUUCACAGUACCAGUAUGACUCUGGAAAUAGAAUUUGAUGAUAAAAUGUGAAGUACAAAAUACAUCCUUUCUUCACGAACCCAUGAAACAAAAUGUUGCUUAUGUCUUGUCAAUGAAGGGAUUCUUCUGUAAUGAACACACUGAAUAUAUGGACACUGCUCUUUCUUCAACAGUCUUCUCAGAUUUUAAGUAAGUUAGCUUCUUUUUCAGAAGUUUGGGUUCAUGCACUUUUCCAUUCUGUUUUGUUUGCCUUGUAUUUGUCUGCCAAGUCCAUUUGACCUUCUCUUCAGUUGUGGUAAAGAAGUGUAACUUGUGACUAACUCUUCCAGUGAAAGUUUAAUGCACUUGUUGCUGUUUGCUCCCGUGUUUAAAAGAGUGAACUGCAUCACUACUACAUUAACAGUAACGGGAACUUGAAUCAGCUGAAAACGUGUAAUUCAGCAACACAUUGGGUGGGUCAUUACCUCAAGAUGUGCACUGUAAUAGUUCAAACUUCAGGUUUGAGUUUUCAUUCCAGCUUUAUAAUGUGGAGUAUUCAUUCUUCUCUGGCACUCAGUAUACACAUUGAAAUUGUUAAAUAAUUUAAAAUAUUAAUAUUUAAAAUAAAUGGGAUUUUUAAAGUUCAUGUUAAACUCCUCCUCUGUAGAAUUAGAAGUAAUACAUUGAGAUGUAGCAUUUUCCUAAUGUCAAAGCUGGGAACACCAAGUAAAGUGUGUCUGGUCAGCAGAAUGGGUAACUACUUUUGCAGUCGGGUUGCUUUUCUUGUUAAGGACAUCCUUAUGUGCUCUUGACUUUAUAAAAAUUAUUUCAUUAGACAUCAGAGGGGGUAGCAUUUGAAAAAUGCAUUAUAUGGAAAUUCUAUAAGUAGCUGUUCAGCUUCCUUCUAAAGAAAAGUUUUUUGUAGUGUGUUUGGUUUUCAAGCUGUGCUUCUGAGUAAUCUCACUGAAGUCAGAGGAUUUGCUCAUGCGACUGUGUAAGUAUCUAAUGUUACAGUUUGAAAAUUCUUUCAUUCAUUUAUCUGUCAGUGCUUUUUACCAGCAGUGCAGUUUAUUUCUCUGCCUAGCAAUUGCUCUGAAUUCGAAUUCAUACAUAUGCUUUUGUACAGGACUGUCUUGCAAUGAAUUAAACUUGUUCUUACAAUAUUUUCCAAAAUUCUCAAGAGUAGACUCAUUUCCCCAAAUCUUGAUGCUUGCCUUCCUUCUGUCUUCUUGGAACUGGCAGAGGAAAGGGAGGAUUGCUUACUGAUGGGUAAAGAAUCAUGUAAUGAUUUUUGUGUCUCAGCUCUUGGAUAUUUGCAUACUAGUUGACAUAGGUAACUAGAUAAACUUUUUUUAUCAUUUGAGAUGGUUCAAACAACGUUUUACAGCACAAGAAAUGAAAGAAAUCAAGUUGUGUUUACACUCAACAGCAGUGCAGUUUCAGCAUUCAGUUAUUAAUUCACAAGCAAUUUUUUUUGCCUAAAGUAACUUCUUGUCUGGAUGUCUCAAAAGGCACAAACUGAUUCAGUUUCAUUCUCUGCCAUUUUCACUUAAAUGUGUGCUUUGCUGACCUAGAAUUUAACAAUAAUUUCACAAACUGAACUUCUGAAUUUACUUCUACAAAAUUAAUAACUCUUGAGUGUUAGACCUCAAAUCUUGGCCUUCCCUUUAUACUAUUUUAGAUCUGGCAAGAAAGGCUUUAGCUCAUCCCCAUUGCCUCUUUGAUGAUACUAAGAAACCUGUGCCUCCUGGGCUAGAGACAGCUGGGCAGGUGUUUGGUGUGUGGCCACCCUUCCUGUCCUAGAGGGUACCCCUAGACUUUUGCCAUUCUGGUGCAGCGGGGCCCAGGAGCUCCUUUUGAGACAAAGGUUAAUCCAUUUUGCUUCACAGCUCCAUGCGGGGUUCAGACCACAUCAGGGGGUUGAUUAGUGCACAUCCUAGAUUUUAAAUUUCAUCAGCAUCUUGUGCAGUAAAAUCACAGGUGAAUUCCACUGCCCUUUGUCCACUCAUCUGUGGCUGCUGCAUAUUGUUGUUCUGAACUAGUCGUGUAAACAUUUGUAUACAAGAAUGUAACUCCUGCAGCUAAAAGGAUAUAGAGAUUAAAGGUACCCGUACAGUUCCAGAGUGAAACUUUUAAUGCUGCAGACAGUCCUGCUGUUAUAAUCUGCACCAAAAAUCUAUCCUGCUUCUGGGUAGCAUUAACCACGCUGUUCAAUGCUGUUUUAAACGACACUUAAAACUGAUAUCCAUAUGUGUUUUACCACAGUCUAAUUGGUGUGUAUUCAAGGUGGUUAGAAGCUGUUACUGUAGUGUCGAUGGGUUCAAAUCCUUGUUGUAUGCAUGAGGAAAUUCCUAUGAGUUCAAACUGCUGAACAUGAUGUCGAUGCAAUUGUUAGAGUAAAUACCAGCAAAGGGAAGAAAAAAACCUCAUUCACUCUGAUGCAAAUCAUUCUCUUCUCAAGUAUCACAGAGCUAAUGUUAAAACAAGGGAAGAGGAAAAUCAAGGUAAUUGACAGCUUCUGUGGAUGACUACACAGCAUAAAGCACAAAUAACACAGCUAACAUAAGCUUUAAAAAGCACCCAUUGCCAGCUAGGGAGUAGUAUUAUCGAUAAUUGGAUUGUAAGGAGCAAUUGUAGUGUUCUUAAAUCAAGCCACCACCUCCUGUGGCUUUAUGAAGAUUUUUAGGUUAAUGUAAAACAAGGCUUUGAGCUCUAUUCCCUUAACAGAUGUUGGAAAUUUAACAUUACUGUUCCUACAGUUGAAUUUGCAGAAGAUACUAUCGUCACCAUUUGUCUGCGAAGUUUAGUUUCUUUGCCUCUUUUGUUCUUUAAGCUAAGAAAAAAACAGGAUUUGAAAAUCUCAGGGAUUAUAACAAAGAUGAAAGGGAGAAUUAACAUGUGCAAAGGGUCCAACACAACUUGAGUUAAUAACUGUAAGAAAGCACUGAGAAUCUAUUGACUGCUUGCUAUUGCACUUUUCUAAGGCUGUUUCCUCUGUGUGUAAAUUUUUAAUAGCCUUCUGAUUCCUAUGGCAAUUAAAUUACUAAAGAAAAUUACUGGGUUGUUCAUGCCAAUUGUGCAGUAUGGGCAACAGGUUAAGAAACUGUGAUAACUGUUUGCAAAUGAAUGACCUGCCAAAUUGUGUCCCUCUUGGAACUGAAGACAGCUUACACUACCAGCCGUAUUCCUGUACUUAGUUUCUAAAAUAAAAUUCCAAGCAUGUAGAAAGCUUGUGCAAAGAACAUUUGAAUCCCUAUUUCCAAGGUACCUAUUGCAUGCGAUAGCAUUUUCUGGCAGUAUUUAAUUUCUUCUCACAACAACUGCUGCAUGUUUUGUACAUUGGCUCUGCUGUAGCCUCUCAUCCUCACUGCUGUGACGUGAGGAAGAAAUAGUUACUGGCUGUACUUUGUGAAUAUACUUCUGGUAACAGCCCAGUUUAGUUUCUCUCUGCUAUUAGAUCAUCCCAGUACAUAUUCUACCAAAUCCAGUACAGAUUCAACCAAAUCUCUAUGGUCCUACACCUUGCAAAGUAGAUUCUAGUACGUUACUAAACACAUCCACAAGCUUUGUGUACUUAAUAUUUCAAGCAGUUUAAAAGGACCUACCAAAAGUGGGUUGUUUUUCCUUAACACCCCCUCCCCCCCAACUAUCCAGAGAGGAUAACUUAGACUGUCUUACCAUAAGUUAAGGCUCUUCUGCCUUGGUUUUCCUUGGAAAUAAACAUACCUUCCCUGCCCUUUCCAUUGAAAUAGGCUCAUUCCACCCUUCAGGGCUCUACUGGAGGGUUUGAUGGAACCUGUGUCAUCCAACCACCCACUGCACUCAGUCCCUAAAGGUCCUGUUGGUUUACAUUGCUGGAGAUGACAGAAUAACGACAAGAAAUAAAGUCACACAGAUCCCCCUGACUCAUCUAAAUGAGCCUGCAUUGGUUGAGUGUUGGACUUUGUUGUCAGAUGUGCAGUGAGAACUGUACUACACAGACAUGACCUUGCCAUAGUGGCCACCCUUCAGAUUUAAAAAAAGCCACUACUGAACAUGCAGACAAAUGGUGCUCAAAUCUGUGUUAAACAUUGCAAAUUCAGCAAUAAUAAUCAGGCAGUGUCACUCUAAAAAGACAACAGAAGAAGUGUGUAAGAAGGCGGCACAGGAAAGUGUUGCAUUCAUCCCAGUUCUUCCUGGUAGUUUCCCAACACAACCAUCUGAAUUUUUAUAUUUCCACUAAGGAUAUCCUCACUGAUAGCACACCAAGUUGGAUGGAGGAAAACUACCUCAUGAAAGCAUAAAAUCGGGUAUUCUUGCUCCAGCAGCCACAGAAUAUAUUACUGUAUUUAAAUCCAUGAGUGACAAGAAAGCAGAUGUGCAUUUCUAAGAGAAGUGCAUUUGGUGGGCAGCAGAAAUAAAAAGGGUGUCUGCCUUGGAACCUUUCCUAUGCAAUAUACUUAAUCACUUAUUGCCAGUUAAAAAAGAUAGUUCAACUUCAGUCCAGCGCUAGUUAUUCAGUGCUAAAUUCUACUAAGACGCUUUUGAACAGCUGAAGAUUGCUACAGAGCAACUGCUUUCAGUCUUGAAACCUUUCAAUUAGCAGAAGGAAAAAGAAGGAGCCUUUUGUGGUGUCAUUCUAACUGUAUUAAUGUGUCAGGGAAAAACAGCAGAAACACAUCUAGUCAAAGCAUAUGGCUUUAACAGCAACUAGUCUGUUUCUAGAUAAGCAUCCCAAAAUAAAUAAUCCAGUUUCAGACCUGGCAAGGAUCAUCUGUUCAGCCGACUUGCCCCUCCAGCACCUCCUGGCACGGGGACACUCUGGUGAACAGGUCUGCACCUUCAAUAACACCAUUUGCACGAGUUGUCCUCAGUCAUUUGUAAUAUCACAAAGCAUUAGCACAGAACAUGGGCAAGAGUACAGAACAUGUUAAAAGUGUUCCAUAAGGGACGCAAAAGGGUAGAAAGCUGAAGAAAGGUAAGACCUGCAUUCAUUCUCUCACUCCGUUUCUUCACAGGCUCCACAACAUUGUGGCCAAGCCUUGCAUUUUCUCUGGAGUCACUUUCCACCAGUUAUUCCCAAUAUUAUUUCUUGGCUGACACUUCCUUUGAACCAGAUUCUUCUCUGUUAAAAGGCUUCCACUCUGUUGUGACUUAAGCCACCCAUAAUUAUUAUUUUUCUUUUCAAUGUAUUGAUUUAUUAUAAAAUAAACAUUUAUUAUUCAGA